AACUGUUUGGCUAAUGAUUACACCCCUGUUGUGCACACAGUCAUUGAAUGUGCAUGAGAUAGAAGAAUGCACAUAUAAAGUUUAUUGGCGGAGGAUGUUUAUUUUCUGCCCGAGUUAUUUAUUAUUACCAUUCGUUGUCUUGUUGGCUGGAAAUUUAGCUUUCUGGUUUAAUUACCCUGAAAAAGAUUAACUGAACGCAGGUUGUGAUCUCCAGUAUUGGUGCCCAUCAUGGCAGGAGGCAUCACAGAGACCGGGGAGCUCUACUCCCCGUAUGUGGGCUUGGUGUACAUGUUUAAUCUGAUCGUGGGCACGGGGGCACUGACGAUGCCCAAGGCCUUUGCCCAAGCAGGUUGGGCGGUCAGCCUGGCGCUCAUCUCCUUCCUGGCGUUUAUGAGUUACAUGACCACUACGUUUGUGAUCGAGGCCAUGGCAGCAGCCAACGCUCAGCUGCGUUGGAAGAGGAGGGAGCAGGAGGAGGUCCAAGACAAUGACUCCACUUCUGAUUAUUCGGAUGAUGAUGUCCGGGGACGAUCAGAGCCAGAGACGAGGCCCAUUUUGUCAGUCCAGCGAACAGGAGGAGGACACGUUGAUCACUUUGACAUUGUGGAGAGGGUAGAGAUGGGUCAAAUGGCCUCCAUGUUCUUCAACAAAGUUGGUGUCAACAUGUUCUACAUCUGCAUGGUAGUCUACCUGUACGGAGACCUGGCCAUCUAUGCUGCUGCUGUGCCCAUAUCACUAAUGGAAGUAGCCUGUGGUAACCACUCAUGCAGUGCUGGCAGUGUGAAAUACGACGACACCGACUUGUGCUGGGGGCCUGUCACCAGGAAAGAUGCCUACAAGGUGUUUCUGAGCAUCUUCACCUUGAUGUUGGGCCCUUUCGUCUUCUUCGAUGCUCAGAAGACUAAAUACCUCCAGAUCCUCACCUCACUCAUGCGCUGGAUCGCGUUCACCAUGAUGAUUAUCCUGGCUCUGAUCCGUAUUGGUAAAGGCCGGGGCGAAGGCCACCCCCGUAUGGCCCAGAUCUCUGGGGUGCCAAACCUGUUUGGAGUGUGUGUCUACUCCUUCAUGUGCCAGCACUCCCUGCCCUCCCUGGUGACGCCCAUCUCUGAUAAGAGCCGUGUGGGUACCCUGGUGGUGUGUGACUAUGUCCUCAUCCUUGGCUUCUACGGCCUGCUCUCCUUCACAGCCAUCUUCUGCUUCGACAGCUCGCUGCUACACGACAUGUACACCCUCAACUUCACUGACAACUGUGACGUGUUGGACAUCCCCGCUUUGCGCUACUUCCUGGGCCUCUUCCCCGUCUUCACCAUCAGUACCAACUUCCCCAUCAUCGCAGUCACGCUGCGCAACAACUGGAAGACCCUCUUCCACCGUGACGGGGGCACCUACCCCUGGGUGGUUGACCGCAUCGUCUUCCCUCUCAUCACCCUGGUGCCGCCCAUCAUCGUGGCCUUCUGUACCCACAACCUGGAGUCCCUGGUGGGCAUCACGGGCGCUUACGCUGGCACGGGCAUCCAGUACGUCAUCCCCGCCCUGCUGGUGUACUUUGGCCGGCGCCACCUGGUACCUUUGCUGGGCACGGACGAGGUCAACAAGCACCAGUCCCCAUUCCGCCACACCUUCUGGGUGUGGUUUGUAGUGGUGUGGGCUACCUUCUGCCUCAUGUUUGUCACAGCCAACAUCAUCCUGGAGGACACCAAGAAAUGAGGACACGGACUGGUUGUGAAAGACCGGUUUCUCUGUGUGGGUGUCUUGUAUUUCUACAUUCUCUCUACCUGAGGCCUUCCAGAACAUGGUACAGGUCGAACGGUGUGCCUUUUUAUGCUGCUCUUGUAGCAUGUGAACCCUUUUAAUUACAGCGGUAAUCAGCAGCUGAAACCAUUAUAAAGUGUCCUCCCCACCCUGGUUUCAGUACAAAGGAUGGGACUGGAGAAAUGUAACCAUUAUAAAGUGUCCUCCCCACCCUGGUUUCAGUACAAAGGAUGGGACUGGAGAAAUGUAACCAUUAUAAAGUGUCCUCCCCACCCCUGUGUCAGUACAAAGGAUGGGACUGGAGAAAUGUAACCAUUAUAAAGUGUCCUCCCCACCCCUGUGUCAGUAAAAAGGAUGGGACUGGAGAAAUGUAACCAUUAUAAAGUGUCCUCCCCACCCCUGUGUCAGUACAAAGGAUGGGACUGGAGAAAUGUAACCAUUAUAAAGUGUCCUCCCCACCCCUGUGUCAGUACAAAGGAUGGGACUGGAGAAAUGUAACCAUUAUAAAGUGUCCUCCCCACCCCUGUGUCAGUAAAAAGGAUGGGACUGGAGAAAUGUAACCAUUAUAAAGUGUCCUCCCCACCCCUGUGUCAGUAAAAAGGAUGGGACUGGAGAAAUGUAACCAUUAUAAAGUGUCCUCCCCACCCCUGUGUCAGUAAAAAGGAUGGGACUGGAGAAAUGUAACCAUUAUAAAGUGUCCUCCCCACCCCUGUGUCAGUACAAAGGAUGGGACUGGAGAAAUGUAACCAUUUAUCAAAUUCAUGGACUAGCCAUCCAUGAUAUCAAAAGGAUAGUUUUAACAAUGUUUUAAAGGGAUAUAGUGUUUAUUUACAUUUACUUUGUUUACAAACAGUCCCUGUUUCGGUAAAAAGCUUGAGGUUGGGGCUGGAGAUAUAAAUCAUUAUCAAAUUCAUAGAUCAAGCUAUGCAUGCAAGGACUAACCUUCCAUGAUAUCACAAUUAUCAUUUGAACCAUGUUUUGAGGCUAUAGAGUGUUUAUUUACAUUUACUUUGUUUACAACAUUGGAGUACAACAAGCUCAUAUUAUAGGUACUGAUCAGUUGUGAGAGUUGAACUAAGCGGAUUUACAAGUUAUAUUCUUCAAUAAUCAAUGGGCACAUACAUUUAUUAAUUAUAUCAACUGCAGAUCACCCCUUUUAAGAGUAAUCUAUACCAUUUGUGGAAAGGGACCAAAUAUCUCGUGAUUGUAUGAAAGCUGCUACCGUAUGUAGGAACACAAGGAAGAGGACCUUGUUCACUCUGUUCCAGUGUCCCUCUGUAGAAAAAUACAAGCUGAGCAAUCUGACUGUAUUAGCAAGGCAUUGCACUACACAACAGCACUGUUUUUAAGCAUAUACAAAGAGCUGGUCAACUUGUUUCCAAAUGCUUCAUUUUAAAUCCAAAAUAACUGAAGGAAGGAUAGAGCAGGGAGGUGUCAGUGUUCCUCUGGACCUUCAGAAACAGUGUUGCGGCUCAAGACAGAAUAUGCUGAAACUAUGGAUAGAGCUCAGUGGAGGAAAAAUAGAACCUGACAACUAACUCAACGCUCCUGUUCCUAAUGGCAAUGCAGAGAGACUUUAAUGUGGCUUUAAAAUGAACUUGGGAUGGUGAAGAAAGCAAGCUAAAUGAAUCUGUUAUAAUCAGUUUAUUAUGGCUGGCAUUUCUACAUUCCUCACUGAUGGCUCUGCCUUAGUUCUCCUCGUCUUCCCUGUGAACAAUGAACCUUUGUCCAUGACAGGUCUCUGACUGAUGGGCCUGAUGACAGAGCUCCGUCUCUGGUCAUCAGGAGACCGAUCUUGAGUUCAAACUCUGUACACAUACCACCCUCAUGUUUUACUGUUCACCACCAAAUCAUCAGCCCUUCAUCAAUUCCAUGUCAGCACCCGACUGCUCUUUGUUGAACUUUGACCCCAGAAAGUAAUCAAUGGACACAGGAAGGUUUAUGUUGGCUACAUCACCAGGAGCCAGCUGGUACAGUGCCUACUGUGCCACACAAAGAUGCCUCUACAGUAGUCCCAGUAUAUCUCUUUUUGCAAUCACUGGUUUUCUCAUACCAUGAACUGCACUGUUGGUUAAGGUCUUGUAAGUAAGCAUUUCAUGGUAAAGUCUUGUUGUAUUCGGCGCAUGUGGCAAAUAAAGUUUGGUUUGAUUUUAACCAUCUGUCUCGAAAUGUAACCAUUAUAAAGUGUCCUCCCCACCCCUGUGUCAGUAAAAAGGAUGGGACUGGAGAAAUGUAACCAUUAUAAAGUGUCCUCCCCACCCCUGUGUCAGUACAAAGGAUGGGACUGGAGAAAUGUAACCAUUAUAAAGUGUCCUCCCCACCCCUGUGUCAGUACAAAGGAUGGGACUGGAGAAAUGUAACCAUUAUAAAGUGUCCUCCCCACCCCUGUGUCAGUAAAAAGGAUGGGACUGGAGAAAUGUAACCAUUAUAAAGUGUCCUCCCCACCCCUGUGUCAGUAAAAAGGAUGGGACUGGAGAAAUGUAACCAUUAUAAAGUGUCCUCCCCACCCCUGUGUCAGUAAAAAGGAUGGGACUGGAGAAAUGUAACCAUUAUAAAGUGUCCUCCCCACCCCUGUGUCAGUACAAAGGAUGGGACUGGAGAAAUGUAACCAUUUAUCAAAUUCAUGGACUAGCCAUCCAUGAUAUCAAAAGGAUAGUUUUAACAAUGUUUUAAAGGGAUAUAGUGUUUAUUUACAUUUACUUUGUUUACAAACAGUCCCUGUUUCGGUAAAAAGCUUGAGGUUGGGGCUGGAGAUAUAAAUCAUUAUCAAAUUCAUAGAUCAAGCUAUGCAUGCAAGGACUAACCUUCCAUGAUAUCACAAUUAUCAUUUGAACCAUGUUUUGAGGCUAUAGAGUGUUUAUUUACAUUUACUUUGUUUACAACAUUGGAGUACAACAAGCUCAUAUUAUAGGUACUGAUCAGUUGUGAGAGUUGAACUAAGCGGAUUUACAAGUUAUAUUCUUCAAUAAUCAAUGGGCACAUACAUUUAUUAAUUAUAUCAACUGCAGAUCACCCCUUUUAAGAGUAAUCUAUACCAUUUGUGGAAAGGGACCAAAUAUCUCGUGAUUGUAUGAAAGCUGCUACCGUAUGUAGGAACACAAGGAAGAGGACCUUGUUCACUCUGUUCCAGUGUCCCUCUGUAGAAAAAUACAAGCUGAGCAAUCUGACUGUAUUAGCAAGGCAUUGCACUACACAACAGCACUGUUUUUAAGCAUAUACAAAGAGCUGGUCAACUUGUUUCCAAAUGCUUCAUUUUAAAUCCAAAAUAACUGAAGGAAGGAUAGAGCAGGGAGGUGUCAGUGUUCCUCUGGACCUUCAGAAACAGUGUUGCGGCUCAAGACAGAAUAUGCUGAAACUAUGGAUAGAGCUCAGUGGAGGAAAAAUAGAACCUGACAACUAACUCAACGCUCCUGUUCCUAAUGGCAAUGCAGAGAGACUUUAAUGUGGCUUUAAAAUGAACUUGGGAUGGUGAAGAAAGCAAGCUAAAUGAAUCUGUUAUAAUCAGUUUAUUAUGGCUGGCAUUUCUACAUUCCUCACUGAUGGCUCUGCCUUAGUUCUCCUCGUCUUCCCUGUGAACAAUGAACCUUUGUCCAUGACAGGUCUCUGACUGAUGGGCCUGAUGACAGAGCUCCGUCUCUGGUCAUCAGGAGACCGAUCUUGAGUUCAAACUCUGUACACAUACCACCCUCAUGUUUUACUGUUCACCACCAAAUCAUCAGCCCUUCAUCAAUUCCAUGUCAGCACCCGACUGCUCUUUGUUGAACUUUGACCCCAGAAAGUAAUCAAUGGACACAGGAAGGUUUAUGUUGGCUACAUCACCAGGAGCCAGCUGGUACAGUGCCUACUGUGCCACACAAAGAUGCCUCUACAGUAGUCCCAGUAUAUCUCUUUUUGCAAUCACUGGUUUUCUCAUACCAUGAACUGCACUGUUGGUUAAGGUCUUGUAAGUAAGCAUUUCAUGGUAAAGUCUUGUUGUAUUCGGCGCAUGUGGCAAAUAAAGUUUGGUUUGAUUUUAACCAUCUGUCUCGUGCUCGCUCGUAACAAGAAUUUCUCAGCUUUCUGAUUUGUUGACAGCUCUUUACUUGAGGUUUUAAUACAGUUUCCUGGUAGCUCAGUUUGAUCGACUAAUUCGAUUUUACUUCCAGACGUGGGAACAGCCUCUUCGCCCCGAGCUCUGCUCAUGCUAAUGUCCACGUUAUACGCUUUCUGUCUCCUCAUUGUCAUAUCCUCUGGUUCUAUAUAUCUAUUUAUAUCUCUGCUCUAUAGAAUAUAUAUUAUGUCCCAUUAUUGUCAUCAAGUUUGGAGCCCAACUACAGGAGUCAUAUCUUUGUGAAACAGUAUUGUUGUUGGGGAAUGUAAAUCAUGUUUUGUGGUGUAGGGUUCCAUAUUACAUGGUCACAUUUAGAAUAGUGGUUUUCUUUUACUAUGUAAGUGCUAAAGUAAUAGCUAAAGUGUAUCGUUAGCUGGCUGUCAUGAGCACUCACCUGGUCAAAAAGGGAAAUACUUAUUACCAUUCAUGGUUUGCACCUGCAACAUUGCACAAGUUUGCACAUAAUUGCCUUGGGUUUGACCUUUUGUGUGUUUUACGUAGACUUUUGCAAAUGGUUUAUCAUCAAGAUGUUUGUAAGGGUUGAUAACUAUGGUAUUUAUCUAACAGUCUUCAAUGGUGUUCUUAACCCAUCAAUAUAUACAGCUUGACACUAUUUAAAAUCAUUAGACUAAUAGUCAUGCAUUGUAACAUAUUGAUGGCAGUACAGUAUUGUUGAGGACUAUUGAAUGAGAGACCUCUGCAUGUUGUUGGUAUUGUGUGUGUUAGGACAGAAAAAGAGUGCUGACUUUCUGUAACACUGCUUCUCUCAAUCUUGGGUUCCUUCUCUUCAAUCUUGGGUUCCUUCUGGUAAUUAUUGUCAAAAUUACAUUUCUGCAUGCAGCUCCUUUCAAAAUUCAGUAGUCAGUUGUUCCUUUAAGCCUCCAGAUUGUGAUGGAUAGUUACUCCUCUUAUUAUUUUUCCUCAUCUUCUUUUCAAUACAAAUGUGCAAUAUGUUUUGAACUGGGUUGGGGAAGUAAGAUUUCAAGCAAAUUAUAACUGUUUCUGAGAGUGUUUGUCUGUGUGUGUAUUCUUCUGUGUCAGUGUAUGUGUCACUUUGAAAAGAUUUUAAAUGCGUAUGUCUGACUCUUAUUUGGAGUUGUGAAAUGUGCCUUUUUCCCGGGGUUAUUGUUUCCAAUCAUUUGUUGACUGUUGUUUUUCCUGGCACGUCUUUGUUUUAAACAGCCUGUCAGAUAAGAUCUGCAUGUAAGCCAGUUAAAUUAACUGACAACCAAUGUCUCCUCAAAAUAAACUGGGAAAACCUUGUCUUCUAAAGUGUGGGUUCGCCUCGUCUUUGUGACUUUGAGACAGUUUUGUGAUUAUUAAAGAGAUAUAUGUAAUAUUAACAUUGUAAUUUCGGAACCUGUCCUUAAUAUAUCAAUGUUUUAAUAGUGGAAUGAUAGUUUUUCACAAUAUUUUUUCCAAAAUGUUUUUAUUGGGCCCACACAAAAUGUGCAUUCUAAUGGUGCAACGUUAUUGGCCAACAAAAGAUGGGCUGGCUCUUGUCAAAUUAGUGUUUUUUUAUUUUAUUUUUGGGGUUGUUUUAGGUUUUACAAAUUUUUAAAACAAAUGCACUAUGCAUUAUGUGGGUUGAAUGCUGUAACACAGAAUAAACAAUGAAUUAAAGUCCCAUGAUGGUAGACUGCCCCUUACUACAUAUAAUCUUUUAACCAUCAUUUAUUCACAUGACUUUAAUAAAAUAUUUCCGUUGUGUAUAUUACAUUAGCUCUAUUUGAUGACUUUAUUUCAUUCCAAGUCAUCUCAUCUAUAUAGAGCUGCUGUCUGACAUAAUCACUUUUUUUGUGAUUCUUCAAAGUAAAUAAGGCACUUUUAAGGCUCCCGAGUGGCGCAGCGGUCUAAGGCACUGCAUCUCAGUGCUGGAGGGGUCAUUACAGACCCUGGUUCAAUUUCAGGCUGUAUCACAACCGGCCUUGAUUGGGAGUCCCAUAAGGCGGCGCACAAUUGGCACAGCGUUGUUAGGGUUUGGCCGGGGUAGGCUGUCAUUGUAAAUAAGAAUUUGUUCUUAACUGACUUGCCUAGUUAAAUACAUUUUAUGAUUGCUGAUACCAAUACAAAUUUUGUCAUGUGCCGAAUACAACCCGUGUAGACCUUACAGGGAAAUGCUUACUUACAAGGCCAUAACCAACCAGUUUUAAGAAAAAUACCACAAAAAAAAAGAAAUAAAAGUAACAAAUAAUUAAAGAGCAGCAGUAAAACAACAAUAGCGAGGCUAGUUACAGGGGAUGCCAUUUAGUCGAGGUAAUUGAGGUAAUAUAUUCAUGUGGGUAGAGUUAUUAAAGUGACAUGCAUAAUAAGAUAGAGUAGCAGCUUCACUUAAAUCAUGUAUUUUCAGGUAGAGAUACCUCACGCAACUGCUCUAUCACGCGUUUUUCUGUCUCUUCUCUUCUCUCCCUCUGUGUAUGCCCCACACAGACCAGAGAAGUAGGCAUGCAAUGGAUUAUGGUCAUUGUAGUUAAUUACCAUGUUUUCUGCACUAAACGAUGUAGAAUAUUGGCCUGUUGGAAACUACAACUUCCUACUGAGCUCACAGAAAAAACUAAAUGGAAUUCAAUUAAUUGAACCAAGGUCAGCCAAUAAGUUGUUUAAAAACUGAAAGAUAACUGAAAUGUUGGUUAAUUGACUGAGGCAAGCAAAUCUCUUGUCAAUUCAACCACAGACCUGUCUGCAGUCAAUUUGACAAUAAGAUUUGCUGGCUGCAGUCAAUUUGACAAUAAGAUUUGCUGUCUCCAGUCAAUUUGACAAUAAGAUUUGCUGGCUGCAGUCAAUUUGACAAUAAGAUUUGCUGUCUCCAGUCAAUUUGACAAUAAGAUUGGCUGUCUCCAGUCAAUUUGACAAUAAGAUUUGCUGUCUCCAGUCAAUUUGACAAUAAGAUUUGCUGUCUCCAGUCAAUUUGAGAAUAAGAUUUGCUGGCCCCAGUCAAUUUGACAAUAAGAUUUGCUGUCUCCAGUCAAUUUGACAAUAAGAUUUGCUGUCUCCAGUCAAUUUGACAAUAAGAUUUGCUGGCCCCAGUCAAUUUGACAAUAAGAUUUUCUGGCCCCAGUCAAUUUGACAAUAAGAUUUGCUGUCUCCAGUCAAUUUGACAACAAGAUUUGCUGUCUCCAGUCAAUUUGACAAUAAGAUUUGCUGGCCCCAGUCAAUUUGACAAUAAGAUUUGCUGUCUCCAGUCAAUUUGACAAUAAGAUUUGCUGUCUCCAGUCAAUUUGACAAUAAGAUUUGCUGGCCCCAGUCAAUUUGACAAUAAGAUUUGCUGGCCCCAGUCAAUUUGACAAUAAGAUUUGCUGUCUCCAGUCAAUUUGACAACAAGAUUUGCUGUCUCCAGUCAAUUUGACAAUAAGAUUUGCUGGCCCCAGUCAAUUUGACAAUAAGAUUAGCUGGCCCCAGUCAAUUUGACAACGAGAUUUGCUGUCUCCAGUCAAUUUGACAACGAGAUUUGCUGUCUCCAGUCAAUUUGACAAGAGACGGUUCGUUGUUGAGUUGUUACAUGUAGUACCUUUAAUUCACUGUGUUGCAUAAGUUCAACUGUUGUUCUUUUUACAAUGGUUUUCAAUGAUUUUGCCUGUAUGUGAAUUCAAUCAAUGCUCAUUCUAAAUGUUUCAAUUGUAUGAUUCAUAUGUUUCUGUUUCGAAAAGGAAAUAAAAGCAUUUUGUUUGGACCUUUUGAACCUUAAUUAAAGAACAGAUGUUUGAAAUUAA
Messenger RNA from Oncorhynchus kisutch (coho salmon), 9552 nucleotides. Its product is annotated as transmembrane protein 104. The transcript is spliced from 10 exons. The coding region runs from base 229 to 1707 and encodes 492 amino acids. Lineage: Eukaryota; Metazoa; Chordata; Actinopteri; Salmoniformes; Salmonidae. The record is from RefSeq and is a predicted model, not a curated record.